Messenger RNA from Phyllotreta striolata, 1098 nucleotides. NCBI's taxonomy places the organism in Eukaryota, Metazoa, Arthropoda, Insecta, Coleoptera, Chrysomelidae. The record is from the annotation of a GenBank genome assembly.
AUGAUGGAAAUCGACGGAACUUCGAGCGGCUCGAGCGACUCGCACAUCGGGAAUUUCUGCCAUCCCGCGGGCAACAUCAACUACUAUUCGGACAAUUUGUACUUCGCGACCAACUGCAAGUUGGACAACUAUUUCGCCGGCGAUAAGCUGGUGAAGAAAAUCGAAAACGUGCCGAAGAAAAUCGACUAUUUUCGCAAGGACGAUUACGGGAAAAGUGCUUUAAACAAAAGUGAUGCGGGAUGCAAAAGGGUGCUAAACUACGCCGAAUGUUUUGAGAAAAAAACCGACGAAAGGAGAGGACACCUGGAUUUUUUUAACAACAACUCUAACGUUACCAGCAAAAACGAAGGAACUAUUCAAUUGAAUGGAAUCGAGGCUUAUGGGAAGAAACCUAUGAGUUUUUCACCAGAUCAGGUGCAAUGCAUGUGCGAAGCCCUGCAGCAGCGCGGCGACGUCGAGAGAUUGGCGACAUUUCUGUGGUCGCUGCCUCAAUCAGAGCUGCUCAGCGGCAACGAGAGCAUACUCAGAGCCAGGGCGGCGGUGGCGUUUCACCGAGGAUCAUAUCACGAAUUGUACUCGAUAUUGGAAUCGCACGCUUUCCAUACCAGGUGGCAUUCGGAGUUGCAGAGUCUGUGGUUCAAGGCGCAUUACAAUGAAGCCGAGAAGAUCAGAGGGAGGCCGUUAGGUGCUGUGGAUAAGUAUAGGCUGCGUAAGAAGUACCCGUUGCCUAAGACGAUUUGGGACGGCGAGGAAACGGUGUAUUGCUUCAAGGAGCGAAGCAGGAACGCUUUGAAAGACUGUUACAGUAGGAAUAGGUAUCCGACUCCGGAUGAAAAACGAGCUUUAGCGAAACGGACCGGCCUAACGUUGACUCAAGUUUCUAAUUGGUUCAAAAAUCGAAGACAGAGGGAUAGAACACCACAAUCUAGACCAGACUUGAUAAUAGGCAACAUGUCCAUAACGCAUCAGAACAACAUAAUGAAUUCGAUGGGCAAUCACCAAAGCGGUCUCGACAUGGCGGCCUUCCAAACGGCUUCGAAACUCUUCGAUCCGAAUUGUACAAUUACAUCGUGUUAUCCGGACUACCAAGUAGUUUAA